GCCGUGUGUACGAGAUCAGCUACCGGAAGAGCGCGCGCCGCAGCAGUCUUCUUCAUCGAGACCUGACGUCUGAUUCCCUUGACAUACAAACGGACGGCCUCCCUGUCACCUCUCUCACUCUCAUGGCCAGCGCCGAGGAUAUCAGAUGGGCGAGAAUAUCAACCGUCGCCCUCGGCGUCGCGACCGCGGCGAUCUCCGUCGCCGCGGCCUUCGUCUCAGCUUCCAUUGCCAGGCGGAAAUCAAGGCGUCUGGCCUCCCACGUCCGCGAGCUCGAAGCCUCUCUCGCGUCCGCUCUCGAGAAGGGCGCCUCGGAGAGACGCGGCAGAGUUAGAGCUCAGCAGGCCUUGAGGAAAGCCUUGGCUAAGCAGAGCUAUGAUGGACUGAAGCAGGCGUCCUCUUCCUCGUUUUCUUAUCCCAUGGCUCCCAUUGGCACCGUGCAAUCCUGCUUCUCCACGAGAAAUGGUACACCAAGGCAACCUCCACUUGUACCCCUUGCAAGAGCAUGCUUGGUAUUUGACCCAAGUCGAGUUCCCCCAGAGGCACUUGAAGGCCUUGCAGAUUAUUCCCAUUGCUGGAUCCUAUAUGUAUUUCAUCUGAACACUGACCUUGAUAGGCUGUGGAAUGAGCCUUCUAGAUCCAAGUUCAAGGCAAAGGUGAGAGUACCAAGACUAAAAGGCGGUAAGAUGGGCAUCCUUUCCACUCGAUCGCCACAUCGACCUUGUCCUAUUGGUCUGACAGUUGCAAAGGUGGAGGCAUUAGAUGGACAUGCAAUUUUGCUUUCUGGAGUUGAUUUAGUUGAUGGCACCCCAGUACUUGAUAUCAAACCUUAUCUGCCAUAUUCUGAUAGCAUUAAUGGUGCAACUGUCCCUGAGUGGCUAAAGGCGGAAAAUUCCUUAGCUGUGGCAUCUGUUAGCUUUUCUGCAGGCUUUGCUUCUUCUCUCUCCAGUUGCUGGAUACAAGCUGAAAAUCAAUCACUGUAUGCUUCACCAGAGGAGUUUCAGAGCUUAAUUAAGGAGGUACUCUCUUGGGAGAUAAGGUCGCUGUCUCAAAGGAGCCGUCCCCAUCAUGUGUUCUUGGGGAAUGCGAGCCACAAUACCUUAGAAGAAUUGGUGGACGAUGGGGAUGGAGAUCCCCAUGAUGCUUUCACUGGAAAGGCCUUGUCAUCCUCAGUUGGUGACAUAACAUAUCACCUAAUCCUAGAAGGACUUGAUGUCUCAUACAGAAUUGAUGAUAGGUCUAAUAUUAUGGUUGAGAAAGUCGACCUCGCCUCCAAUGCCAGAAACCAAAAUCGUUACAAUUACUCGAUGUGGAGAGAUAAGCUCAAGCAGCAAAAGUAAUUAUUAUUAUCAUGUGACUUAUUUGUAGGAGUAAAAGGUUUAAGAGGGAAAACAAGGUUCGCAGUCCAAACUAAUAUCUUGGCAGUCUUGCUGAUCACUCAUUCUUAAGUUUGCAUUUGGUCAUGAACUCUUGGUUUUCCCCUUGAAUUUUUGUUUGUGGCAAAGCCCACCCACCCACACAAGAAGGGUCAGAGUGUACAAAGUGUAGUUGUAAGUGGUUUUGAGUUUUUCUGAAGACAGCAUGUGUUGAUGAAUGCUGGCAACCGCUUCUAUACAUUGUUUUUAUUCCAACUAGAGCAGCCCAUCUUCUUAUU
Molecule: messenger RNA, 1651 nt
Organism: Phoenix dactylifera (date palm)
Lineage: Eukaryota; Viridiplantae; Streptophyta; Magnoliopsida; Arecales; Arecaceae
Product: tRNA-thr(GGU) m(6)t(6)A37 methyltransferase
Source: RefSeq, a predicted model, not a curated record